AUGACAAAGAUCUCCAGGAUUACACGAGUUGAUCCGAGGACCGGGAGAAGGGGUGGGUGGACAAAGUGCGGUGUGUUGCGGAAAGUGUACCGGUACGAAGAGUAA
Messenger RNA from Theileria orientalis strain Shintoku, 105 nucleotides. RefSeq lists its product as hypothetical. Lineage: Eukaryota; Apicomplexa; Aconoidasida; Piroplasmida; Theileriidae. The record is from RefSeq and is a predicted model, not a curated record. The coding region runs from base 1 to 105 and encodes 34 amino acids. The transcript has a single exon.